AUGGAGGAAGUAUCACAAAAUGUAGCAGUAUUUUCAGAUGAAAAUCAAAAGAUUACAUCAGAUGAAGAUGAAGUUUAUACACAUAUAGCAUUAUCAGAUGAAAUCUUACCGUCACCAAUCAAAGAAGAUGUUGAAGUAAGAUACUUAGCAAGCAUGCUUGAAGUUUCAAUUCUUGUAGAGACGAACGGAAGUCAAUUAAAAGGUAAUGGUGCAGGUUUUGUAAUUAUUGACAUGGAAAAAAGAAAGUGUCAUGUAGGUGGUCGGAAAUUAAGGCCUAAUGUGUUUUCAAAUUUUGCAAAACUGCGAGCGUUUGUGGAGGCAUUGGUCAUUUGUGCUGAAAAGAAGUGUUUAUUUGUUACUGAAUCAGAUUAUAUAAAUGCGAGUAUCAACUUAAAAAGAGUUAAUGAAUAG
This is a messenger RNA of Strongyloides ratti, 411 nucleotides long. RefSeq lists its product as hypothetical. The transcript has a single exon. The record is from RefSeq and is a predicted model, not a curated record. Bases 1 to 411 code for a protein of 136 amino acids. NCBI's taxonomy places the organism in Eukaryota, Metazoa, Nematoda, Chromadorea, Rhabditida, Strongyloididae.